This is a messenger RNA of Globicephala melas (long-finned pilot whale), 2676 nucleotides long. RefSeq names its product receptor transporter protein 5 (putative) (gene RTP5). The record is from RefSeq and is a predicted model, not a curated record. Gene Ontology annotation, biological process: protein targeting to membrane; detection of chemical stimulus involved in sensory perception of bitter taste; protein insertion into membrane. NCBI's taxonomy places the organism in Eukaryota, Metazoa, Chordata, Mammalia, Artiodactyla, Delphinidae. Gene Ontology annotation, molecular function: olfactory receptor binding.
GAACCGCAGCCAGCGCAGCCCUCAGACCGCACUGGGGAGCCCAGCGCCAGCAUGGACGGCGUGGAUGUGUGGGCCACCACCUUGGCCCAGCUGAUGGCCAAGAGGAAGCCCCAGGACACCUGGGAGCUGGUCCCCGAGGAGAACCUGGCCUCAGGGCACCUGGACAGCAGCGGUUUCCAGUACCGGCUGCGGGGGCUCUCGAGGCUCCAGUGUGGCCGCUGCCAGUGGGGCUGGUCCUCGGCCCACGUGCACAUCCUCUUCCACCUGUAGUGGGACGAGGAUGCCCAGCAGGGGCUGGUGAAUGUGCGCAUCUGGGCCCAGCGGUGCCGGCUGUGCCCGGGCGGGGCCGCCUGCCACGUCAGCCUGCUCAGCGUGCGGCUCUUCCUCAACAAGCUGGUGCAGUUCAUCGCGCAGAAGUGCUACGGGGAGGGCCCAGGCUCCGACCAGUGCCCCGAGAUCUGCUUCGGCGAGCACCGCGAUGCCUGCGACCUGGGGGUCUGCUUCUUCCAGAAGCCCCCGGACCCCGCCUGGGGGCCCGAGGUCAAGAGCCCCAGCACCAGCAAGGGCAGGUUCACCCUGUGUGGUGGCAGCAACGUGGACGCCCCCACCGCCAGCCAACAGCUGCGCAUGCUUGGCUGCAGGCUUAUGGUGGACCGCUCCAGGGGCUACACCCACUCCACCACGGUCCCCCUCUCCGUGGCCGACUUCAUCAAGAACCCCCUCUCCGAGAGCAGGGACUUCUUCGGCGAGAGGGAGGAGAUCGUCACUGUCCCCUUCUCCCUUGUGCGCGAGGACAAGGGGCCCGUGGCCGACCCCACCGGGCCUCUCACUGUUGGCAGGGGCUCCCCCUACCUGCCCACCAGCUCCAAGGCCACGUCCAAAGGCAAACGCUUCCCGGUGAACAUCAAAGUCCCCGUGUUCCACGGCAAAGGCCUCGUCCUCAGCGGCACCAAGGAGAUGACAGGCUUUAUCUACAAAGGCCACGGCUGCAUCUCCGACCCUGAUGGAGAUGAUGCAGACGAUGGCUGGGGCCCCGCGUUCAGCAGCAGCGGUGCCGUCACUGAAGUCACUGAUGGAAACAGCCCGCGGCCAGUGACCUACAUCAUCGGCCUCAGGCACAACGGGCAGGGCUCCGUCACCUUCCCCUCUUCCUUGACCAAUGUGGUCCUUGAAGGCGAGGACCCCUUUGACCUCAUCUACGGCUCCCUCACCUUCCCUUUCAUCUUCGCCACCAAGGGCAAAGGCGGGGCGUCCUCUGCUGGCGUCACUGAAGGCAAAGGGAAGGGGGAUGGCGGCAGCGGCCCUGCCACCACUGGCCGUGAGCCCCUUCUGGGGACCAAUGCCAGUGGCCCUGUCCCCAUCAGCGAGGGCUCCGUCACUAUCCCCUUCUCCGUCCUCAGUAUCAUUCAGAGCAAGGGCUCUAGCAGUGAUGACAGUGGCCCUGAAAGCAAUGGCCUUGCCACCCCUGGCUUUUCCAAGAAGCAGAGGCAGCCGGGGCCCAGGGCGGGCAAGUCCGGCCCUGGGUGCUACUGGGAGGAGGACUUCUGCUGGGCCGUAGGCUUCCGCUUCGACCCCUACGAAGAAGUCUGGAUCUGGGUCUCCAUGACCGUCCACAUCCUCUGGAUAAUGUACCUGUACAAGUUCAGCCCUGACCACUCCCCGCGGGUGUGAAGUGUGGCGCCUCUCGUCGGUCCCUGCUUCACCCCCCAGCAGGGCCGCCCGGGCAGCCAGCGAGCCAAGUGACCUCCCUGUCCCCCCAGCAAGCCCCCGGCCGCCUUGGCCGCCCCCUGCUUCCGUGUUCUGUCUCCUGCCAUGAGUUGUGGUGUCGUGGAAGCUCACGCCGUGAUCGUCCCCCGCGCUGACCGUGUGUGUUCCAGGCGCUUUUCUGUACGUGUGUUACACUCCAAUAAAAUAAAAGUUAGGAAGCAGCAGCCACACGGCACUCGGGCUGAGCUGAAGGUGUGAGGUGGGAGGGCGAGGUGGGCACAUGGGCCGACUCCUGGGUCCCAGUCCCCGCGGGGUCUCCUUCCCUCGAUGGCUCCUGGAUCCCCGGACGGGACGCUCGGAUCUGUUCAGCACAGGCUGUCAGGGCGGGGUGGGCGGUGGGGGGAAGAGGUCCUACACCACCCACUCUGCGAAGAUGAAAGCCCCUUGAGGUGUGGUUGGCAAGCCUCUUCCCCCCCGCCCCCCCAACACCAGGGUCCCAGUAGCUGAGGAGGUAGCUUCCCCACAGGAGGGGCAGGAGGCCAGCCAGCGCUUUACCGGAUUCUGUUCACGGCUCCCCUGGAGCAUUUAUAUCCACAGCGCUGUUUUGGUUUAAGAAACUCCAUCUGUGCUGUAGGUCAGAAAACUGUUCUGUCACUUGUAUGCACACCUUGGAUUUCCAUCUUAAAGGCCGUAGGUCCGGUUCUAAGGGGCAGGGGUGUUGGGCCAUGUGGGUCCCAGGCAGCUGGGGGCGUGACAGCGGGCAGCUGGGUCAGGCCGCCCUGUAGCCCCCCAUGCAGAGCCGGCCCCAGGACCCUGGUGGGGGGUUUGUCUGCAGAGCCCGAGGUCUGAGACUUGCAUCCCCUGGCUGGAUGAGAGUUUGGGAAGGCCUGCCCUGUGGGGAGGGCUGAGUGGACGGAAUCCAGAGGCACUGGAGAGUCUGCCCUCAGGCCUGCCGUCAGGGUGAGUGGG